AGAGGCAAAUCAUAUUAUAAAUUGUGUGUUUGUAACAUCCAUAUUCACUUGGACCAUUCUUAAAUAUUACAUGGCAAUUAAAAUUGUGCAAUUUACAUGGUUUAACCUUCUCAAUGUUGAUGAAAUUGAAUCAGAAAGAAAUAAGCAAAUCUCAUCACAAAUUGUGUGUUUCAACUUACAAGGUUUUUUACUGUCAUUCAGAAGCUGUCCAGACCCUCAACAGUUUCACCUAUUAACUAACAGCAAUACAUGUACAGUAAAACCUAUGUAUAUUGAACAUUUUGCAGAGAGGGUAAUUUAUACAGUAGUCAAUAGGGUAUGUAAGGAUGAAGGGUGUCCACUGGAGACAAGUGUUCAUUAGAAAGAGGUGUUCACAAUGACAGGUCUUACUUUACUAUGUUUUUGGGGUAUUUAAGAAAAGUUAGUCUCUAUUUGAUACAUACUGUAGUUUUUAUGUCACCAUCAAAAGUGGUGACAUAUUUGUUUUAGUCUCCAUUUCCUGUGACAACGGUUGGCAGGUGGUGGUUGGUGUUUGGUAACAAAUUCUAAAAACAUCCAAUAAAUUAACAAACACUGACUUCAAAUUUUUUCAAAAAUCAUCUACAAGUUCUCAGAAGUUCAAAUCUGAUUUGAGAUUUGACCUUCAAUGACCUUCUCAAAGUCAAAAAAGGUCAAAAAGGUAUUUUUCACCUUGCUUCAAAUUGACCAAA
Owenia fusiformis is the source of this 710-nucleotide messenger RNA. The record is from the annotation of a GenBank genome assembly. Lineage: Eukaryota; Metazoa; Annelida; Polychaeta; Sabellida; Oweniidae.